AUGGCCAGCGAGCGCCGAGAGGCUGGGCUCCGAGUCGCUCGGCUCUGCCAGAGCUUGGAGACGAAGGUGGAGCGGCUCUCGAGGCAGGCGAAAGAGCAGGCCUCCAAAGGUGAGGUCUUGGAGGACAGGCUGAGCUCCCAGGCGAAGGGCAUGGAAGCCUGCAGAGAGGCCGUGGAAGGCUUGAGGGAUAAGUUCCAGCGCAACGUGCAGGACAUCGGGGGCUCCCUUGUCUCAGCACGCGCGGAGCUCACGGAGGAUUCGGAGCGAAGGCACCAGAGCCUGCAGGAGGCCAUGCGCAGGGGCGACCGCUGCCUGGCCGAAGAGUUCUUCCGGAAGCUACAGGAGUCCGGUGAGAAGCUCUCCGGCAAUUUGCAAGUCCUGGAGGAUGCCUUGGCCACCUUCGUGCGGCAGACCCGCGUGCAGAUCGCCGACUUGAGCGAGCAGCUGGAGGCCCGCGCUAAGGAUCACGUCGCGCUGCGAGGGCAGGCAUCUGAGCUCUGCAAGUUCGAGGCGCACAUUGCUGCUUUGCAGGAGGAAGCUGCUGCGCUAGCUGCGCGUGCGGACGCCUCGGAGACCUCGAGCGGCGAGCAGGCACGGCUGCUGACAACUCUCGAAACGAAGCUGACGAAGCUGCAGGACGCUUGUGCCCGUUUUGAUGGCCGAGCCUCUGCCGCCGAGGAGGCUCUCGAGAGCCGCUCGCAGCAGGUGGCCGACCAGUUCCGCGAGGCCUCAGAGCAGACCGCCUCAGCCAUCGUCCGCGCGAGGGCGGACCUGGCGGACUCCAUCAACUCUGCUGUGGCUUCGGUCCGGGAAGACAGCAAAGAGGCGCUCCGAAACCUCGAGAGUGGAAUGUCUGCAGACUUGCAGGUUCUGCGGGACGAGCUCCGCUCCGGCGUGGCCCUGGGCCAAGACCGGCUCCAGGAUGUCGCCGUGGAACUUCGUCGCGAUGUGGCCGAAGCCUCGGAGGCCUCGCGCUUGAACGGCCGCGAGCUGCUGGCGCUCAUCGAGGAGCUUCAGGGUCAGUUCCUGGAGUCCCGGAGUGAAGCGCGGAGGGGCCUGGAGGACGUGGCCUCGUCCACGCGCUCCGAAGCACAGGCCGGCAUGGAUGACUUGAAGACGCAAUUGAGCGUGCUGCGCUCUGACUUCAUGGAGGUCCGCAUGCAAGUGAAAGCGUUGACGGACGCCAUGCCGGUCGUGGACGAAAGCUGUGUCAACUUGCGACGUGGUCUCCACGAUUCAGCAACCGCCGCCGGCAAAGCGCAAAGCACGGCGGAUGAUGCAGCUGCCGAAACAGCACGUCUGCAGUCCUUCGUGGAGGUUGGCCACAAAGGCGGUUGCGAACUGAUACGAUUUGGAACAGAAGCGAAGAUAGAACCGGCCAGCGACGAGUACAUCAUGGACUUGUUGAAUCCUGUGCUCGAAGAGAUGGUGGCAGAGUGCAUCCACAAGAUGCCCAAGGAUCCCGUGCCUUUCAUGUUGGACUGGCUCGAGAGCAAGCGGGCCUCGGAGGAGGACAAGAAGCUGAGUCCGGAAGAGAAGGAGAAGCUGGUCAAGGAGAAUGAGGAGCUGACGGGAAAGGUCAGCAAGCUGAAGGGCCAGGUGCAGGAGGCGGCCAAGAUGGCGACAGAGAGCGCUGCAGCGGCAGAUGAGGAGGAGGAAGAAGAGGAGGACGAGGAUGAUGAGCCGCCUCCGGGCUGGGAGAAGGACAUGGACAACCGUGCUCGAACAAGCGUCUCUGCGGAAGCUUACGGCGAGUGGAACGCAAAGAAGGCUUUCGUGCCGCCUGUGCACAUCAAGUCCGACGAACAGAAGGAACGUCUCAAGGGCUGCUUGGUGAAGUCCUUCCUCUUUUCCAACCUGGACACGAACGAUCUCAACAUCGUGAUUGGCGCCAUGACAGAAGUGCAAGAGAAGACCGGUACUCGGGUCAUCAACCAAGGUGACAACGGCGACUUCCUGUUCGUCAUCGAGUCGGGCGUUCUUGAUUGUUCGAUCAAGAAGGGUGAGGACGGCGAGGAGACUGUGGUGAAGAAGUGCGAGCCGGGUGACGUGUUUGGUGAGCUUGCUCUGCUGUACAACUGUCCCCGUGCCGCCUCAGUGGACGCAAAGGAAGACUGCGUGCUUUGGAAGCUCGACCGUGACACCUUCAACCACAUCGUGAAGGAGGCAGCCGAGAAGAAGCGUCAGCGGUAUGAUGCCUUCCUCAGCAAGGUGCCGCUGCUCUCGUCCAUGGAUGCCUACGAACGCUCCCAGCUUGCUGAUGCUCUCAAGGUGGAGACCUUCGAGCAGGGUCAGAAGGUCAUCACCGAGGGUGAGGAAGGAAACAAGUUCUACAUCAUCGAGGACGGCCUGUGCGUGGCCACCAAGGGCGAAGUGGAAGUCAUGAGCUAUGCGGCUGGUGACUACUUCGGCGAGUUGGCGCUGAUCAACAACAAGCCGCGUGCUGCUACCGUGGUGGCCAAGGGGGAUGCCAAGCUGCUGAGCAUCGACAGCCGCAGCUUCAAGCGUCUCAUCAACGUUGCCGACCUUAUGUCAAAGUCCUCCAAGUACACGUGA
Messenger RNA from Symbiodinium sp. CCMP2592, 2556 nucleotides. The record is from the annotation of a GenBank genome assembly. Lineage: Eukaryota; Dinophyceae; Suessiales; Symbiodiniaceae.